Nannizzia gypsea CBS 118893 is the source of this 525-nucleotide messenger RNA. Its product is annotated as 60S ribosomal protein L20. Gene Ontology annotation, cellular component: ribosome; cytosolic large ribosomal subunit. The transcript has 4 exons. The record is from RefSeq and is a predicted model, not a curated record. Gene Ontology annotation, biological process: translation. Gene Ontology annotation, molecular function: structural constituent of ribosome. The coding region runs from base 1 to 525 and encodes 174 amino acids. NCBI's taxonomy places the organism in Eukaryota, Fungi, Ascomycota, Eurotiomycetes, Onygenales, Arthrodermataceae.
AUGGGGCGUCUCAACGAAUACCAGGUGAUCGGGCGCCAUUUGCCCACCGAAACCCAGCCCACCCCAAAGCUGUACCGCAUGAGGAUUUUCGCACCCAACACUGUCGUGGCCAAGUCAAGAUUCUGGUACUUCCUCAUGAAGAUGCGCAAGGUCAAGAAGGCCAGCGGUGAGAUCGUUGCUGUCAACAUGAUCCACGAGAAGAGACCCCUCAAGGUCAAGAACUUCGGUAUCUGGAUCGUCUACGACUCUCGCUCCGGCACCCACAACAUGUACAAGGAGUACCGAGAGAUGUCCAGAACCGAUGCCGUCGAGUCCAUGUACCAGGACAUGGCCGCCCGUCACCGUGCCCGAUUCAGAUCCAUCCACAUCCUCAAGGUCGUCGAGGUCGAGAAGACCGAGAGCAUCCGCCGCCCAUACAUCAAACAACUCCUCAGCAAGGGCCUCAAGUUCCCUCUCCCUCACCGUGUCGCCAAGCCCACCAACAAGAAGAUCUUCGCCUCCUCGAGACCAUCUACUUUUGCUUAA